GGCAGCACUCUGGCCAACUCAGCCAAAUACUGUCAUCCAAACCCAGUCUUCUUAUUUUCAAUCUUCUCACUGCCCUACAAUUUACGGCCUAAAUUUGCCAACACAUACGAUUUUGUACCUGUAAAUUGUAUAUUUUUCCGGGGAUAGUGCAAAAAAUCAGCCAAAUGCUGCCCAAACUUAAAAUAUCUGUUUUGCUUUUGAAGCGUCUGGAGCGAAUCAAGCAGCAGUGCAGUGGUUGUCUCUUUGGUGUGCUCUAUGGCGAAGGCACAUUGUUACUUAUGGGAUUCAAUGUCGAAUCCACCAUUGGGCAUCUGAAUUAUAAACAAAUUCAAUUCAAAUUUCCUGCAGAAUUGGACUUGUGUGGGCUGGUGAAAUUUGGAGAUUGCACCGAUGCUGAAGCGCAUUUAAGUGAGAUUUUAAAAGACGUAGAUAUUACAGACAACCCCAUAUUAUUGCAGUGCGAGCUCGGUACACUUGUGGGAUUGCGUGCAUCUGUUUUUAUGCAUAGUAAAUUGGAAGAGGUGCCUUAUGAAGUGAUGGAAGCAGAGCAGUUGUAUCAUGAUUUUUGCUUUACACGACUGAAAUGUAGCCUGGAAUUUCAUACACACCAAAAUGUGGAGGCUGUACGUAAGCAAAUGCAUGCAUUACGAAAAGUUCUCUCAGGAGGCAGCUUAGCAUUUUGUUUGGAGUCUACUAAAAUUUAUCUGACUAGCUCAGGCGCCCAAGGGAAAGGCAUUACAAAUGAAUCGUUGAUUAGUGAUGUCUUAAAUGCUGUUAGUAAAGCUAUUAGUAGCGCUGAUGAAAAGUUUGAAUAUAUGGAAAAAGGCAGCAAGAAAAAAGUGCAAAGUACGAGCGUGUCAUUAGCGAGCGUAUUCGGGGCAUUGGGUUGCGCCUACGACAUACUAAGCAUAAAUGUGCUACGGUGUAAAACACUUGAUCGAACGGUGGCGGAUAGUGCAGGUAAGGAAGUACCGCCGCCAGCAGUUUCUAUGUCAGUGAAACGCGAGGAAGGAAAAGUGUGCAUGCCAUUGGAAGUGGAAGCAAUGGCUAUGCUCUGCAAAAACACAAAAGUAAGUCGUUUAUAUGAUAUACUUAUUGAGAGCAUAUGCCGCUCGCUGCGGCUAUUCGAACAAAGCAUGGUGGAACACUUGGAAACCUCAGCAGACGCACCACAACUUCUUAGGCCUACUGGCUAUCACUUCUUUCCGCAGGAGUUUGGACACUUCCUAUCAUGCUCUUACUUAGACGGCGUUUCUGACGACGAAAGCAGUGUGCAGGAUAAACGUAAAAAACUUCAUCGCCAUUUUGGUUUGACGGUAAUACGCCCAUAUUUCCGGCGUGCUAACCGUUGUCUAUUCCGGAAUGAACUGGAUACCAACAUACCAUUGGUGAACACACAUGUAGGCUUGCGUCCUAGUGGCAUUACCGAUGGCAAGCAAUAUCUUCUUCAGGGAAAUUACUAUUACUAUCAUUAUCUACAACAGCAAAUGCAGGACAAAGGUUGGGGCUGUGCGUAUCGAUCGUUGCAAACGAUUUGCUCGUGGUUUAUGCUACAGGGCUAUACAGAGAAACCAGUGCCAACACAUCGUGAAAUUCAGCAAUAUUUAGUACGUAUUGGUGAUAAGCAGCCCAAUUUUGUGGGCUCCUCCCAAUGGAUUGGUUCGACAGAGGUCAGCAUGUGCCUUCAAGGAUUUCUUAACGUUGACUCCAGAAUACAACAUGUCACAUCAGGUGCCGAUGUGGCUACACUUGCUUCCGAUUUGGCUAUGCAUUUCCAGACACAAGGCACACCGAUAAUGAUUGGUGGUGGUGUUUUGGCACAUACCAUAAUCGGCAUCGACUACUGCUCACAAACCGGGAAAGUCAAGUUUUUGAUAUUGGACCCCCAUUAUACAGGCGGUGAUGACUUACAUACGAUUCAGGCAAAAGGUUGGUGCGGUUGGAAAGGCGGAGAUUUCUGGGAUAAAAAAAGUUAUUACAAUCUCUGUAUGCCGCAACGGCCGAUCAUGUUUUAGAUGCGCAGGUUUUGGGUGUUUUUCAACAAUUUUUUUUUUUAGUCAUUUUUUACGCGUAAAGGUCCGUCUCAAGAUUUAAUUUGUUACUAUUUGGAAUUUUGUUUGUUUUUGUAGUGUUAACAAUUUAUUGUGCAUGUACAAUUAGCAAACUCUGUAUUCGGUGGUAUUUGUCUAAAAAUGCUUUAAGUUUUUAAUCUUAAAAAAUUAGCUAAACGAAAGCCAGAACGAGCAGCAUUUGUAAUAUUAAGCACACAUGUACGUACUUUUAUUAAAGAUUAUUUACUAUACAUACAUACAAA
Molecule: messenger RNA, 2314 nt
Organism: Ceratitis capitata (Mediterranean fruit fly)
Lineage: Eukaryota; Metazoa; Arthropoda; Insecta; Diptera; Tephritidae
Gene: Ufsp2
Product: probable Ufm1-specific protease 2
Exons: 4
Coding region: 165-2015 (616 amino acids)
Source: RefSeq, a predicted model, not a curated record